GUCUCCUCUUUGUUGGGAAUUUUGAACGCUCACUCACCGAAGGUCCGACCUAUCCUUGUCAUAGUUGUUAUCGCUUCGCGCGUUUUAACUCGUUGCUGUAAUCACCAAUCUCUCAAUGUCGAAAUUUUUGAUAAUUGUUGGAUGAACAUAAAUUUUUUUUUUAAUUUACACGUGUUACUUUAAAUGAAACAUUUUUUUAAUUUCUUAAUGAAAAAAUUUACAAAAAAUAGUGUUAAAUACAUGGUUUUCUUUGAAAAAGCCAGCAUAAAUUGGUUGUUUAAAUAAUAGUUAUAUAGAUUUUAUUUUCAUAAAUCAUUAACAUGACAGCCGUUGUCAGUGUACCGGCAAAUGAAGGAAUUUGUAUUAAAAAUGAACGAGAUGAUCCUGAAAUUAAUGCUAUGGCUCUUAAAAUCAAAGAAAAUAUGCAAAAGACUGCUGCAGCAGCUUCUUUGAGACCUGCUGCAACACCUAAUAAUGUAUACAUAAAUAGGGCUGGUAGACCAGUUCCUAUUACAAACAUACCAGUAGCCACUGUUAAAGAAAGUAUAAAGGAUUCUUGUAGUGAAGAUGAUCAAAGCAUUAAAGGUAGGUUUGGUUGGAAAACAAUUGGUUCAUGCAAUGUCCCAUACAUUAUACGAGUCAUUGAUAAUGAACAGUUGAAAUUUGUAUCUGUGAGAAUUGCUGAAAGUCAACUUUUAAGCAAAUAUCUAAAUUAUUUGCAUGCAGAUAUAUAUACUUGUACUUCAGUGAAGAGCCAUUUUAUAACAGAGUGUGAAGCUAAGUUGCUUAAUGAUAUUAACCAGAGACAUUGUGAUCAGUCAUAUGGGAAAGAUCCUUUUUAUGCUGGUAAAGACUAUAUAGUUCGUUUAGAAGAUGUAGAAGAGUUCUAUGCAUUCAUAGAAGUUUGUUAUAAAAAAUUGUUAUGCAAUAUUACACCUGGGCGUCGAGAAAAAUGUGGUUUUAUACGAAUUAAUAAUGAAUCAGUGGUUCCAUAUUGUAUAAAAAAUGAUCAAAAGUAUGUUCCACUUUUCUACUUUGAGGGCGAAACUGAUAAUUUAAGAUUAAGAGCAGAAAAACUUGAAAAUUGGAAUUUAGCAUACUUAAAAUUUUGUUGCAAAGUUCAAGGCAUUAGAAAUGAAUUGUUUGCAAGUGAUUCAUGCAUAGUUACUAGCUUAGAAGAUAUAAAAAAUUACUUUCCACCAGAUACAAAUUUUGAGGAGUAUUGGCCAGCCAAAGUAGUUGAUACUCAGUUAUUAAACAAUCAGAAAGCCACAAAUGUUAAUCCACCAGCUGCUUGGGUUAGAGCUCCUCCUCCAGCUCUCAAUAAAGUGACUCCUCCAGAUAAUAUACUUGCACAUACAAUAACUUCAUCUAAUGUAACUCAACAAAAUAUUUCAAUAGCAAAUGGGAAUUAUCAAAAUGGUUGGGCUAAUAAUCAAUUGGUAAACUCUUAUAGUGCACAAAACCAGCCAACACGAGGCUAUUCUGGUGUAUCCAGAAAUCAAAAUGCAGCUGUUCAUUAUUAUAAUGUGAAUAAUUCAUUGAUUCAAAAUAAUAGUUCAAUGAAUACUCAGCCACCGCCAUUAGUUAGAGUUUCUAAUACAACUACUCCAGUAGUUGGAAAUUCUGUAUCUUAUGCCAGCACACCAAUGAACCAACAAAUGACAACAAUGUAUAAUCCUAUUGUUAACAACAAUGUUAUGUCGACUAAUAACCAAUUACGUCAAUUUUAUAAUAGUCAACGAGGACAAGGUCAAAUAAUAAAUCCUCAAUCUUAUGGUCAACCCAUACCAGUCGGUGUUCCGAAUUCUCGAUUAUCAAAUACUCAGCAACGUAAUACUUUAAGAAAUAUUGCUCCAAAUACUUCAGUGCCACAAGCUUCAGAAAUAAUUGAUCUUUCAUCACCACCAUCAAGUCCAGUACCACCACCCCAUCCUACACAAGAUCCAAAUCGUGGAUGGGAAUUGAAAAAAAUUCCUGAGCGGUCUUGGGGUACUGAUACUUCUAGCAAUGCUGCUUAUAAGAUUCAAAGGGCUACCUUACAGGGCAAAACAAUCUAUUGUAUUAAUGCGAAGCCAUAUAUGUACUCUGAUCUUAUGGUAACCAUUCAAGAUUUAGUACAAGCAUUAUUUCCUACUUGUUCUGUUCAAAGGUGUUCAACUUUGCUCUACAAAUUCCUUAAAACAGCAUUAUACAGUGGAAACACUGAACAAAUAGCUGUAUUGCGUGAAAAUGGUCGUUUAAAAAAUAUUUCUUAUGGUGAUGAAGUUCCAUUAGCCAUGUUAUCAGAUAUAAGCCAAAUACUUCUUCAACUGUGUCGAUUAGUUAAACAAGAUGAACAACAAUUCCAACAACAGGUUGGUCCACAAAAUAAACGUCAACGUCUCAGCUAGGAAUGGGUUGGGCCUGGUGGAAGCCGACCCGAGUGGCCAAAAAUGGCCAAAGGGGGAGUUAGUGGAUGGUAUACAAUGGCUGAUAGCAAUGACUGGUUAAAUGCUGGUGCUUCUCCACAGUCCUAUCAACAUAAUAACUGGCCAACUCUCCCUCCUUAUUUAUGAUUUCUUGUGCAAUAAUAUAUUUAUCAAUAAUACCAUUAGGUAAAUAUCAUGAUUUUUUUUCAAACUAAACAAUAAUAAAUGUAUCAUGUUAAAAAUACUAAAUGUUCCUGACAUUACUUUUACUGUAGUUUGGAUUAAAAUCAAUAUUUUUUUUUGACUAAAGUAAAUUUUAACAAAAUAAAACUAGGGUAUUUUGUUCCUAUGUUAUUUGUAAAUAUUUUUACAUUUUGUAAUUAUGUAUUAAUAGUCUGUUUAUAUUGUUUAUUAAAAACUUCUCGGGUUCUUAUUUCCAUUAAAUUGUAUGUGUUUAACAAAAAAGCAUUGAUAUUUUUUAAAGGAAAUUUACAAUUAAAUUAUAUUGUUUUUUAACAUUUUUGUUUUUGUUAAUUUAUUAUAUAAUUUUGUAUUGACCAAUAAAAUAUAUGGAUAUUUAUUGUAAA
Daktulosphaira vitifoliae (grape phylloxera) is the source of this 2998-nucleotide messenger RNA. RefSeq lists its product as uncharacterized. Bases 321 to 2393 code for a protein of 690 amino acids. The record is from RefSeq and is a predicted model, not a curated record. NCBI's taxonomy places the organism in Eukaryota, Metazoa, Arthropoda, Insecta, Hemiptera, Phylloxeridae. The transcript has 8 exons.